Portunus trituberculatus (swimming crab) is the source of this 1374-nucleotide messenger RNA. Its product is annotated as transmembrane protein 70 homolog, mitochondrial-like. The transcript is spliced from 7 exons. Gene Ontology annotation, cellular component: mitochondrial membrane. The record is from RefSeq and is a predicted model, not a curated record. Lineage: Eukaryota; Metazoa; Arthropoda; Malacostraca; Decapoda; Portunidae. Gene Ontology annotation, biological process: mitochondrial proton-transporting ATP synthase complex assembly. The coding region runs from base 490 to 1236 and encodes 248 amino acids.
AGAACGAGUCUAACUAGUCAUAAGAGCAGCAAUAUAAGAAAUCACCAAUCUUGAGCUGUGCCGUUGAAGAGGCGAGGGCUCCACCGACAUCUACAUCCACAACAACACGGCAGCGCUGCACUCUUACAGUCUUACCGUGUGACCCAGACUGAAGGCCGGAUGCUACCCAUUUCGCCCACGGCGGCCCUCUGCCCUGUCCUGUCGGCAUAGAAAACCCAUCUCGCCAACCUGAUCCCGGAUCAGUGAAGCUGCUAAAGUAUCCGAGUCGUUUGAUACCCAUUAGGGAAGGAGGAAAUGAGGUCCCACUCCAGCCCUCUCGCCCAUGGGCGGUAGCUGUUUAUCCGGGAAGUUAACGCCCCACUACCAGCCACGUGGAGGCAAAAUACCCAGCAUCUAAGACCCAAUUGAAGGUUUCACAUCUCAAGCAGUGGAUUGCAGAGCUCACCACUGUAUAGUACUCAUCACCACAAAAAUUGUCCGGUCUUCAUCAUGGCUACUGUGUAUGGUGUGCUGAGGACUCUUCAGCGGCAGCAGCGAGAAGCUUCUGCAUUACUUUUGAGGUUGACACCCAGGACCUAUAGUCCAGUGAAUGCUGCUUCAUUCUCUCAAUUUUGCCAGAAGUUCAGCAGCACCAAUGGAAGAUCUCAAUGUUUGCUACUGUCACGGAAUCUGAGCAGAGGGAGCACCAGUCAGUACCCUGCAAUGAAUAAGGAGGAAGAUAAGCAAGAAAGCAGUGUUGAUAUUGGACCAGGCACAUGGAAGGAAAUCUACAAUGGUAUUCUCUCCACACAAAUCAAAAUGGUGAAAUUCUUUUCACUCUCUACAUCAGUUUUGGGUCUCAGUGUACAACCCAUCCUAUUUCAGAAAUUACUGGGUAAUGAUGCUGGUGUACUUGUGGCAGUGGCCUCUUUUGUCAGUUUCUUCACAUUUGUCACUCCUUUACUCAUCCAUUGGAUUGCCAAGAAAUAUGUAACCUGCCUUGAGUACGAUCCAGAAAAAGAUGUGUACUCUGCCACAACACUCUCCUUCUUCCUCUUGGAGAAAAAGGUUAAAUUCACAGUUGAUGAUGUGAAGGUGCCAGAAGUGCCAGGAAUGUUCACCACGUUCCUCGUCAAGAACCGGCCACUGUUUGUUGACCCACAUAUGUUCAAGGAGGUGGAGCACUACGGCCGCCUCAUGGGUUAUGACCGGCCUAUUGAUUUUCAUCUUAAGGAACACGAUGAAAAGAGUGACUGAAUACAGUAUCUGACUUGCUGCUGUGAACUUGUAGAAAAACGUAUUAAGGUAAAUCUUUGCUAAUGGUUGAAAAAUUAUAAUUGAAUUGUUGUUUGUACAGUAUAGAUAUUGUUAAAGUAAAAGUGUGGAUAAUUUAAA